AUGAAAGACACGUUUAGAAAAACAUUUGCUUCAUCGAUUAUAACAGGUACGAAGCUUUUCAGUAUCACAGCACAAGACAGAAAUGGUGGAACUGUAACUGUUAGAGCAACAGGAGAAACCAGUGAUAUCGUUACAAUCAAACAAACACAAAGUGGUACCUGGGGAGUUUUUCUGAAAAAGAACCUGGAUAGAGAGGUUACACAAUCACUACAUCUGUUAAGAUUUAUUGCAACUAGCAGCGAAAAGGAUGCUCCUUCGUCCGCCUUAGAAGUAACCCUUUUUGUGAAUGACGUAAAUGAUGAACCCCCCAAAUUCUCACAACCAGCGUACCAUAUCCAAGUUCCAGAGGAUCAUGAUUUAGCUGUUCCCAUUAACAUCUCUAUCUCUGCUACCGACCCUGAUAAUGGACCCGGAGGAUCCGUGUCCUAUGAUAUGAAGUCUGCUGGCCAGGCGUCUGCACUGUAUGGAAAAAUAUUCAUCAUAAAUCCACUAAAUGGACAAGUCACCCUAAAUCAACACCUUGAUUUUGAGAGAUUAACAUUUUAUCAGUAUACAUUGAUUGCCAAGGAUGGAGGUAAUCCCAGACUGAGUAGUACUGCCGACCUAUUGAUCACAAUUUUGGAUGUACCAGAUACUCCACCAAUAUUCAUUGGAUUGCCGUACAUGGUUUCAAUACAAGAGGGAAUACCCAUGGGAUCACUGAUCACAAAAGUUUUCGCAUUAGAUGGUGAUUUAGGAAUCCAGAACAACAUAUCAUAUAGUCUAGAGGCAGGAGAAUGUGCCUCUUAUGUAAGGAUAGAUGCUGUGUCUGGUGGAAUAUACACGCAUAAACCAUUAGACAGGGACUCUGGACUAUUCAACAGGGAAAACGGACUUUGUAGUAUAACACUCAAGGCAUCAGAGAUAACAGACGUUCCCAGCAAUGCAUCACAGACUACAGCAACCCUUAAACUAUUCGUCAAGGAUAUAAAUGAUAACCCCCCAGUAUUUGAGAAAAGUGUCUACACAGGCUAUGUACCGGAGGGUUUGACUGAUAUUGACAUAAAUAUUCCAGACGGUGUUUCACUGGCCGAUGCUGACCAGGGUAACAACAGCAUUGUGGAUUUAACAGUUUCUGUAAACUUUGGCAUGGGUGGGAGACUGUUUUUAGUUGAAGCCUCACCAUCUACAGUUUAUUCCAGUGGAUCAGUACAACUGAGGCUCGUCAAUAAUUUUACUGUCGAUUAUAAUACGUGGACCAUUCUUCACCUCUAUGUAAAAGCUGAAGACAGAGGUGUACCCAAACUGUCUAGCUCUUGUCAAGUGACGUUAUACGUUAAUCAAACAAACAGAUUUUACCCACAAUUCGUUGCAAGCGCUUUUAGUUUCUCGAUUCCAGAAAACACAAAAUAUGGAACCCCAGUAGCAAGUGUACAGGCCAAUGAUAUGGAUACUGGAAAUUACGGAAAAAUUCAAUACAUAUUAUCAGAAACAGAUAAUUCGUUCAGCAUCAACUCUAAGACUGGAGUAAUAUCAGUGGCAUGUAACAGCAGUUGCUUGGACAGGGAAAGACAAAGGGUUUACUAUAUGUCGGUUGAAGCAAGGGAUGGUGGAGGAAAGGUGUCGUCUGCUCCUGUGAAAAUAACACUCAUGGAUGUAAACGAUAACAGUCCGAUGUUUUUGCAGCCAAAAUAUGAAUUUGGGAUCACAGAAAAUUCUUCAUUAAUAUCAGGAAUUAAUAACUUCACUGUACAUGCAGUUGAUUAUGACGAACCUCGUACAGCCAACAGUUUGAUUACCUACACCCUUCUUCCUCGACUAGACACCUUAGAUAAACAUUUCACCAUUAGCAGCACUACUGGAUCUAUCCGAAUCGUCAACCCUCUGACACGUAAUCAGCUUUCCUCUAUCCCUGAUGGAAGGCUAGAACUAGCGGUUACUGCACAUGACCAUGGUUCUCCAAGUCUGGCCUCAACUGUGUCUGUGACAGCUUUUUUACAGGCACACCUUCAUUCCGCCACAUCGUGCAACUACAAAAACUCAAGUUCAACGACAUCGGUGAAGCCUGCACAACACGGGGACACUUAUUCAGGACAAUCAUUUGUGUUGUGUGAAGGACAAGCGGGUUACAUUCAGUGUGAAGUAGGGAAGCUAAUCCGAAUUAUCUCUGCCGUAUAUGGAAGAACCACUAAUGACAUUUGUCCUUCAAGUAACCUUGGUUCUCUUAGAUGUCAGUCACACUCAUCCACAGACCGUGCUAAGUGGUCCUGUAACGGUUACAGACGCUGUAGAUUGUCUGCUGAUAGCAGCAUUUUUGGGGAACCAUGUGUCGGUGUCGACAAAUAUUUGGAGGUUUCUUUUCAUUGUGUCGACCGAUCCGAUAUACUUGGCAUAUUUGGAUAAUCUCUCUAUGGAAACCAUUCAAAAUGAAAAGGACUCUUUUUCAA
Messenger RNA from Saccostrea echinata, 2426 nucleotides. Its product is annotated as cadherin-23-like. NCBI's taxonomy places the organism in Eukaryota, Metazoa, Mollusca, Bivalvia, Ostreida, Ostreidae. The record is from RefSeq and is a predicted model, not a curated record. The transcript is spliced from 17 exons. Gene Ontology annotation, cellular component: plasma membrane. Gene Ontology annotation, biological process: homophilic cell-cell adhesion. Gene Ontology annotation, molecular function: calcium ion binding; carbohydrate binding. The coding region runs from base 1 to 2382 and encodes 793 amino acids.